ACAUACUGUAUAUUUUCUUUUAAAUGUAUCCUGAAAAACAGGGGCAUCUACUUUGUAUGUGACAGACAGUCAACAGACAAGUUCAUCAGUCAUGUUCAACACGAGUGGAUGAGGUUAUGUGGUGGUGUGAAGGAGUCUGAGGUUGACAGAGCAAAGAAUCUUCUUAUGACCAACAUGCUGCUGCAGCUUGAUGGAUCAACACCCAUUUGUGAAGAUAUUGGCAGGCAAUUGCUGUGUUAUGGACGAAGAAUUCCAGUAGAUGAAAUGGAAAUUAGGUUAAAUGCCAUCACUUCUGAGACUCUGAAAAAUGUUUGUACUAAAUAUAUCUACGACAAAUGCCCGGCAGUAGUGGGAAUUGGUCCCGUUGAGGCUCUGACAGAUUACAACAAAUUGCGGGCUGGCAUGUCUUGGUAG
Molecule: messenger RNA, 414 nt
Organism: Candidula unifasciata
Lineage: Eukaryota; Metazoa; Mollusca; Gastropoda; Stylommatophora; Geomitridae
Source: the annotation of a GenBank genome assembly